Messenger RNA from Pelodiscus sinensis (Chinese soft-shelled turtle), 3207 nucleotides. The record is from RefSeq and is a predicted model, not a curated record. Lineage: Eukaryota; Metazoa; Chordata; Testudines; Trionychidae.
GAACCCGGCAAGUCCUUGAAGGCUCCGCGGGAGGCACCGAAACGCGCAACUGCCCGGAGGGGACCGCGCAGAGCGGGGCUGAGCCGGCUGCUCCUGCCCAUGGUGCCCGGCGCCCCGGCGCCCCUCAUCGCUGCGCGGGGCUGAGACAGCUAUCAACACUGAAAAAUGUAUCUGUAAGUUCGUAAGACAGAUACGAGAAUUAAAGCAACUUCAGAGAAUUAAAGCAACAAGCAAUAUAAAAGCAACAGCAAUUAAAGGUCAAAGGACUGAAACGCAACAAUGGACUGGGGAACGCUGCAGACCAUUUUAGGAGGUGUAAACAAACACUCCACAAGUAUUGGGAAGAUCUGGCUCACCAUUAUGUUCAUUUUCCGUGUUAUGAUCCUCGUGGUGGCUGCAGAAGAAGUCUGGGGAGACGAACAAAAUGAUUUUGUCUGUAACACUCUGCAACCCGGAUGCAAAAAUGUUUGCUACGACCACUUCUUCCCCAUCUCUCACAUUAGACUGUGGGCCCUUCAGCUCAUUUUUGUCUCAACUCCCGCACUUCUCGUAGCCAUGCAUGUUGCAUACAGGAGGCAUGAGAAUAAAAAGCAGUUAAGAAAGGGAGGGCAGACCUGCGAAUAUAAAGAUAUUGAAGAAAUAAAAUUACAAAGAUUUCCUAUUCAGGGUCCUUUGUGGUGGACCUACACCAGCAGCAUAUUCUUCAGAAUGAUCUUUGAAUCCCUCUUUAUGUAUGCAUUUUAUUUCAUGUAUGAUGGCUUCCAAAUGCCACGACUAGUGAAGUGCAACGUCUGGCCUUGCCCCAACACAGUGGACUGCUUUGUCUCUCGGCCCACUGAAAAGACAGUGUUCACUAUUUUCAUGAUUGCUGUGUCUGCUAUUUGCAUUUUGUUAAAUGUGGCUGAAUUCUGCUAUCUGCUGAUGAAGGUUUUCCUUAAAAAAUCCAGAAGAGCAGCAUCUCCAAGACAUCACCCCAACCAUGAGACUAAAGAGGAAAGUAAACAAAAUGAAAUGAAUGAGCUAAUGUCUGGUAGCUGUCAGAACACAGUUUUGGGAUUGCAAAACAGCUAACAUGAUGCAAAUGGGUGGAGUCAAUAUUCCUCUUAAAAAGCUGCCAAAAAAAAUCAGUAACAUUAAACCAAGUGGGGUGAAGGUUUGAUAUGUAAUCUUAAACACCUAUCUUAAAGAGUCAAGGCAGGAUAAACAUGUGAAUGGUAUAUAAGGAUUAAAUAGGGAACUGUUUCCAUAAGUGCCUUAAGAACAUUCUUAUGACAAGCAGAAACUCACCAUACCUCUGGGUUAGAGUCACAGAAGGGACUUAGGAGUUAGGCAUUACAUUACAACACUCUUGGGACCAGUGCAAUUCCCAGUGCAUGAGGAGAGUUAUGGGACCAAGAAGAGGUUUCUCAGAAGCCAACAUGCUGAGCAGGGAACUAGAGCUAACUAGAAGUGAAAUGCAGAUGAAAAGCACUUUUGAGGAUUUGGAUCCUAAUUCCACUUGGAAUUCUGGGCCCUGAACCCUCUCCUGGAAUUAGGUGUCUAAGACAGCUCAGCCCUCUUUCAUUAUGAGAGCAAGACAGAGCUAAUUCAAGCCAAUUGACCAGUGGGACAUGGGAGUCCUAUUUUUAAAUCCCUACCUUGCUUGAUUUCCUCCCCGUUUGAAAUUUGGGAGACAUGAUCAGCUAAAUAUUCUCACUAGUGAACUGUACAAUCAAUCACCUACUGAUUAUUUAUACAAAGGUGACCUGUUUCAAGAGGGAAGAGAUUGAGGCCUGGCCUGUGCUAAAAUGUUAGGUUGAUCCAGCUAUGUCGCUAAGAGAUAAGAAAAAUCCACAUAGUUAAGCUGACUUAACCCAUAUAUAGACAACACUAGGUCAACAGAAGAAUCCUACUGGCUGUUGGAGGUGGAUUAAUGACAGCAACAGGAGAUCCCCUUCCCCUUGCUGUAAUGUCUAUUCUGAAGCAUUACAGAACAUGAACAUUUGAACUUUGGAGAUUAAAUGCAUUCUAUAAAACUGAUGUUGGGAGAAGCAAAUAUUUUGUAGACAAUAACCUAAUGACCUAAGGCACUCUUACCAGACAUGGAAGAUCUGAGUUUCAGUCACUGCUCCAAAUCCCUGCUCCACACAGAUUUAAAAACAGGUGUCCAACAUCCCAGGUGAGUAUCCUAACCUAGGGAGGUUGAGGAAUCUCCAUUUCUCGACAUAUGUAAAAGCAGGAUACACAUCUACCAGAGAUGGGCUAGAUGGUAUUGGGUCCUGCCGUGAGGGCAGGGGACUGGAUUCGAUAACCUCUCAAGGUCCCUUCCAGUUCUAGUGUUCUAUGAUUGGUCUAUUGAGUAUUUGGAGGGGAGCACACUUGUGGCCACACCUACAAAUUUCUUACUGUCUCUGUGCAGGUUAGGCAUGGGAACACCUAGUUUGCAAAACCUGCUGUAUAAGAUAGGACUUCAACCAACUUAUUAACUGUGAGGAGGCAUCAGGUGGAAAUUUAAGAACCUUCAGGGUUAAGCAGUACCUGAAAAGUGCUUUCGUGAUUGGUUAUAAGCAGCAUCUAAAAAGGCAUUAAAACACUUGAGUCCCUUUGUGAAUCUAGCCUUUUUAUGCAGAUUUGAGUUCUGCAUAAAAACUACACAUUCAACAGCAACAAGGACAAACUUUUUCCAUGCUAAAAACAACAAAUGGUCUGGUAGCACUUUCCAUGCUAGAUAUUCUAGUAUUAAAAGAUGGUUUUUACUUGUGAAUUCAUAAUUAAAGUAUUUUUGUAAGGUCUGAAAUUCCAUGUUAUUUAGAAUGUGAUAGUAUAUGACUGAGGAGUAUGGGGUUUUGUUUUUACCAGAAAAACAGAUGUAAUCUCCAAUCCCAUUUUAAUAAGGUACAUUAAUUGUAAACAUUUAGCAGACCUUUUGUAAAUAAUGUUAUUAAUAUUUUACAUUGCACAGUGUUAUACAAUCAUAGAUAUGGAAAUAAAGUAGGUUAUUUUCUGUUCAUUUCUCAAAUGAAUUGUUCUGGUAGUCAUGGGACCAUUAUGGGGGUUAUUUUGUUUUUUAAUUUGUGGACUGAAAAUGACAAAAUGGUGUGAAACAAGUUGCUCUCUGGUUGAAGUCAGCAUGAAGAAAUUUUGUCUCAGCUAGAAGGAAAAAAAGCUAGAAUCUGAACAAGGUCUUCUAAAUAAAAGACACACACUGUAACCUUGAGCAGUGGAGUG